UCAGAGAAAGAGUUGCGAUUGGCCAAGAGUUUCAGUACAGAGAUUGUAGCUGCCAAGAGCAACAUGUCGCCAGUAGUGAUCAAGUUUGAUUAGAUUAGGCCAAGCCUCCGCGCCGUUACUUUUAUAAAUAAUAAUAUAAAAUAAUAAAUUCCGUCAUUUCCUUCAGAAGUUAUUAUUACACGUAUAAUGAAUUUAAGCGCUGUGCGUUUAUUUGACAAAACAUUUGAGGUCUGCGAAUGUAGUAACACUAAUAAAUGUUAAAUAAAUAAAUAUUAAAAAAUAAUACUCAUAGUUCGGAGUAAAAAGUGUGAACCUAACCCUGGUGGUAUAGUAUAUAACAUAACAUGCUAAAAUCAACGCCAAAUAUAUUUUUUAUUUUAUAAAUAAAAUACAUCUGAUUGUGUGCUUUCAAGAACCGUGAUACUUGAUAUUCGUUAAUUACUGUAAUUAUAACUAAUAAUAACGAUUUAAAAAAACUAUUUAGAAAGAUGGGUUUGCUGUUGUCAAAGUUAUGGAGCCUUUUUGGCAACGAAGAGCAUAAAAUAGUAAUGGUUGGUCUAGACAAUGCUGGAAAAACAACAAUAUUAUAUCAAUUUUUAAUGAAUGAAGUGGUCCAUACAUCUCCAACAAUAGGCUCAAAUGUCGAAGAGGUAGUAUGGAAAAAUAUCCACUUCAUAAUGUGGGAUUUGGGAGGCCAGCAGAGUUUGAGAGCAGCUUGGUCAACUUAUUACACAAACACGGAGUUUAUUAUCAUGGUUAUUGACAGUACGGAUAGAGAAAGACUUACUACUAUAAGGGAUGAACUGUACUCAAUGCUGAAUCACGAGGAAUUGUCUAAAGCCAACGUCCUUGUUUAUGCGAAUAAGCAGGACCUCAAGGGAAGCAUGAGCGCAGCUGAGAUAUCCCGGCAGCUUGAUCUGACGUCAAUAAAGAAGCACCAGUGGCAUAUACAGAGCUGCUGUGCGCUCACGGGCGAAGGACUAUACCAAGGUCUCGAAUGGAUAGUCGGUCGUCUGAAAAAAACAUGACGUACGAUAUAAAAAUAUAAUUUGACUCCAGGCUUGGAGUGAUUUUUAUGUAAAAUAUGUGAAUGAAUUUACUUUUUACAUUUCUUCAUUUUUUUUUUUUUUUUUUAAUUUUGUUUUAGAAAUAAAUAUCGCAGUAAAGGUUGUACAAAUU
This is a messenger RNA of Cotesia glomerata, 1179 nucleotides long. RefSeq names its product ADP-ribosylation factor-like protein 5B (gene Arl5). The coding region runs from base 489 to 1028 and encodes 179 amino acids. The transcript has 3 exons. Gene Ontology annotation, molecular function: GTPase activity; GTP binding. The record is from RefSeq and is a predicted model, not a curated record. Gene Ontology annotation, cellular component: cytoplasm; trans-Golgi network. NCBI's taxonomy places the organism in Eukaryota, Metazoa, Arthropoda, Insecta, Hymenoptera, Braconidae. Gene Ontology annotation, biological process: protein localization to Golgi membrane; vesicle-mediated transport; intracellular protein transport.